Messenger RNA from Mizuhopecten yessoensis (Yesso scallop), 1743 nucleotides. Its product is annotated as serine/arginine repetitive matrix protein 5-like. The transcript has a single exon. NCBI's taxonomy places the organism in Eukaryota, Metazoa, Mollusca, Bivalvia, Pectinida, Pectinidae. Bases 1 to 1743 code for a protein of 580 amino acids. The record is from RefSeq and is a predicted model, not a curated record.
AUGGCACAUAAAGGAAGCAAAGAAAUGGAACAUAAAAGAAGUAAAGAAAUGGCACAUAAAAGAAGUAAAGAAAUGGCACAUGAAGGAAGUAAAGAAGUGGCACAUAAAAGAAGUAAAGAAAUGGAACAUAAAGGAAGUAAAGAAAUGGAACAUAAAAGAAGGAAAGAAAUGGCACAUAACAGAAGUAAAGACGUGGCACAUAAAAGAAGUAAAGAAAUGGCACAUGAAGGAAGUAAAGAAGUGGCACAUAAAAGAAAUAAAGAAAUGGCACAUAAAAGAAGAAAAGAAAUGGCGCAUAAAAGAAGUAAAGACGUGGCACAUAAAACAAGUAAAGAAGUGGCACAUAAAAGAAGUAAAGAAAUGGAACAUAAAGGAAGUAAAGAAAUGGAACAUAAAAGAAGAAAAGAAAUGGCACAUAAAGGAAGUAAAGAAAUGGAACAUAAAAGAAGAAAAGAAAUGGAACAUAAAAGAAGUAAAGAAGUGGCACAUAAAGGAAGUAACGUGGCACAUAAAAGAAGUAAAGAAGUGGCACAUAACAGAAGUAAAGAAGUGGCACAUAAAAGAAGGAAAGAAGUGGCACAUAAAAGAAGUAAAGAAAUGGAACAUAAAGGAAGUAAAGAAAUGGAACAUAAAAGAAGAAAAGAAAUGGCACAUAACAGAAGUAAAGAAAUACCACAUAAAAGAAGUAAAGACGUGGCACAUAAAGGAAGAAAAGAAGUGGCACAUAAAAGAAGUAAAGAAAUGGAACAUAAAGGAAGUAAAGAAAUGGAACAUAAAAGAAGAAAAGAAAUGGCACAUAAAGGAAGUAAAGAAAUGGCAUAUAAAAGAAGUAAAGAAAUGGCACAUAAAAGAAGUAGAGAAAUGGCACAUAAAGGAAGUAAAGAAGUGGCACAUAAAAGAAAUAAAGAAAUGGCACAUAAAGGAAGUAAAGACGUGGCACAUAAAAGAAGUAAAGAAAUGGCACAUGAAGGAAGUAAAGAAGUGGCACAUAAAAGAAAUAAAGAAAUGGCACAUAAAGGAAGUAAAGACGUGGCACAUAAAAGAAGUAAAGACGUGGCACAUAAAAGAAGUAAAGAAAUGGCACAUAAAAGAAGAAAAGAAAUGGCACAUAAAAGAAGUAAAGACGUGGCACAUAAAAGAAGUAAAGAAGUGGCACAUAAAAGAAGUAAAGAAAUGGCACAUAAAAGAAGUAAAGACGUGGCACAUAAAGGAAGUAAAGAAGUGGCACAUAAAAGAAGUAAAGAAAUGGCACAUAAAGGAAGUAAAGAAGUGGCACAUAAAAGAAAUAAAGAAGUGGCACAUAAAAUAAGUAAAGAAAUGGCACAUAAAGGAAGUAAAGAAGUGGCACAUAAAAGAAGUAAAGAAAUGGCACAUAAAGGAAGUAAAGAAAUGGAACAUAAAAGAAGUAAAGAAAUGGCACAUAACAGAAGUAAAGAAGUGGCACAUAAAAGAAGUAAAGACGUGGCACAUAAAAGAAGUAAAGAAGUGGCACAUAAAGGAAGUAAAGAAAUGGCACAUAAAAGAAGUAAAGAAAUGGCACAUGAAGGAAGUAAAGAAGUGGCACAUAAAAGAAGUAAAGAAAUGGCACAUAAAAGAAGAAAAGAAAUGGAAGAUAAAAGAAUUAAAAAGAGGCACAUAACAGAAGUAAAGAAUUGGCACAUAAAAGAAGUAAAGACGUGUCACAUAAAAGAAGUUAAGAGGUGGCGAUUAAAAGAAGUAAAGAAGUGGCGCUUAAGCACAUAA